This is a messenger RNA of Asterias rubens (European starfish), 2120 nucleotides long. RefSeq names its product vasoactive intestinal polypeptide receptor-like. NCBI's taxonomy places the organism in Eukaryota, Metazoa, Echinodermata, Asteroidea, Forcipulatida, Asteriidae. Gene Ontology annotation, cellular component: plasma membrane. Gene Ontology annotation, biological process: cell surface receptor signaling pathway; adenylate cyclase-modulating G protein-coupled receptor signaling pathway. The transcript is spliced from 12 exons. Gene Ontology annotation, molecular function: peptide hormone binding; G protein-coupled peptide receptor activity. The record is from RefSeq and is a predicted model, not a curated record. The coding region runs from base 460 to 1821 and encodes 453 amino acids.
ACGGGAAUACGACCUGUAUUGUAUUUAAAAUAUCAUGCACUUCUGCGUUGGUUCCGACGGACUACCAGUCAUUAAUAAUAGUCACGGUUUCGGAUGGUGAGCUUGUUAUCAUAGGUUUGGAUCUAGUACAGUCCAGCUAGCUAUCCUUAGCUCAUCAGCACCAGCAGAUUGUGAAUAUCUCGGUUUCUUCAUGGAGUUAUUUUGAGUGUAGUAGAGCGAUUGAUUUAUUUUAAGAUAGUAUUUGGAAGUAGGAGUUUGAGCAACACAGGCGCUGAUUGAACGAGGGCUUACCAUUCGUUGCGUUGCAUGUUCCUUGACACACACGUUGAUAUAGGAGCUUAUAUAUAGGGGCGUUUUGAAGAUACGCACAACCAUUCAAAUCUCUCACUGGCCGGCACUGGAUGUGCAGCUUGUAUAUCUACCGGUGCUAACUGAUAUCACUGUUGGCUGAUAUUCAUCAUGAAAUUGUCUAUUUGGGUUUUGUUCGCAACGGCUCUUCAGAACCAUGUUCUUUGCCAAACGUAUGCGGGUGACGUCUUCGAUGACGUUACAACCAUAGAGCAAAUUGUGGAGUACAAUGCAACGGGCUCUGACUAUGAUGACGUCAUCGUAUUCCCAAACGUAACAAGUGACUAUGAAGGUCCGAAUGGCUCAGCAAUAGACGAGGAGUGUGGUUUGUGUGAACCAAAGCAAUCCCGGGUGUGCCAUCAGGACGGUUAUGGAGUUCAAGUGCCGUUAGAGGAAGACAUUCUUGGUCAGACAUUGAGAGUUAUUGUGUACAUUGGCUUCUCGAUAUCUCUGGUUGCUUGUAUCGUGGCUAAUAUUAUAUACGUCAUAACAAGGAGAAAUCUGAAACACAGCCCUUAUCAUAUACAUUGGAACCUCAUAGCAUCGUUUACAAUGUACCACGUGGUCUUUCUGAUUGACGUCACUGUAUUGCCAACAUGUUACGUCACCAAUGUUCAUGUCCGGAAUCUUUUGAAUGUUCUCUUAGCGUACACCGUCUUGGCAAACUUUUUCUGGAUGCUUGUAGAGGGAUUGAUACUGUUUUUCAUCGUUGUGAAGAGCUUCUUCGACAGGCAAGAGGGUAAAGAUUUCAUCAAAUGGUGUCUUAUUGGAUGGGGUACCCCGGCAUUACUGGUAAUCCUUUGGAUCGUUAUUGAAGAAGUCACCUCGGCUGGCAGUUGUGUAGUUCAACUGCGAGUGGGCAAUCCCAAUUGGAGCGGCAUUGGCUGUCUUAUUGCUCCCGUCUUUGUGAUUUUACUGGUCAAUGGAGUUGUUCUGGUUGUUGUGAUUCGGAAUAUUAGUUUAAAACUUCGAGCAAACCACAGCAGUAGAUUAGAGAGUAGAUCACACAGGAGGACAGCAAAGUCUACAUUUGUACUGCUGGUUCUUCUUGGCACCUACUACUCAUUGCCAAUCAUCGUUGCUUUUAUUGGACAACCUUGUCUUUUUGUCAAGAUCGUCAAUUUUAUUUCAACUACUGUCUCGUCUGUACAAGGUUUAGCCGUCAGCACGCUCUAUGUAUUCUGCAAUGGAGAGGUACGUGAUCAGAUAAAGCGAGUUCUUAGCAGACGUUAUUCAGAAUGGGGACCAGUUACUAUGGUAACGGGUUCUACUCCCAUGUCAUCCCAAACUUCCUCUAAACGUAACAGUAGCUCUUCGGGUAGUGAAGGAAGUAAACAUCAUCGUCUUCAUCAACAAACAACAACAAACCUAGAGAUGAAGGUUCGAAUCCCUGCAGAGGAUAUCAACAGCAACGCGGCAGAUGUACUCUUGGCUGAGGACCCCAACACAGCAACUAGAGAUAACUUUCCCUAAAUCUUCAGACGUUCAUACCCUAACCUUAACCCUAGUCCUAACCAAACGUAACCCCAACCCAACACCACACAGCUAGAUAUAACUUUCCCUAAAUCUUUGGACGUUCAGACACCAAACAAUUGAACGUUCGGAAAGGGACGCUGUUGUUGACUGGCAAGUGGUGCGCAUUCCCCUCCUAAAAGAAUUUUUUUCCAAGUUUAGUGAGUAGGCCUAACACGUUAUAAGACUUGAAGGGUGGAUUUCACAAAGGUGGUCCUAACUUAGGACUAGUCCUAGGCAAUGCUAAGACUAAGAGAUAG